AGUUGAGAAACCCUAAUCAGAACAUGCAGUGUGUUUUCCUUGGGAUAAUUCAAAAUGUCAAGGAAGUGGACAAUUUAUUCUUGCUUCUUGUGGUGAAUAGCUAGCUUGAAUCACCAUCUUUGCAUCUAAAAAGAAGGUAUUAGAUGUCAACAAAGAUGAGUUGCUUUUCGUGUUGCAUGUCCGAAGAGCAAGUCAGCCAAAAAUCAUUGAAGAAAAGCAUCAAGGAAUAUAAAGACACGAAAACUUUGGCCUCCUUUGCUAACAUAUCCUUCAAGUCUGAUGGAAGCAAGAGGAGGUACAUUGCUGAAGAGAUAGCGAAGAUCGGAAAAGGGAAUAUUACUGCUCAGAUUUUCACAUUCAAAGACCUGUCUGCUGCAACCCAGAACUUCAACCCUGACUGCUUGGUGGGUGAAGGAGGCUUUGGCCGAGUUUACAAAGGGCACAUUGAAAGCUCAAAUCAAGAUGUGGCGGUUAAGCAACUUGACAGGAAUGGAUUCCAAGGAAACAGAGAAUUCCUUGUGGAGGUGUUGAUGUUGAGCCUUCUUCACCACCCUAACCUUGUCAAUUUAGUCGGGUAUUGCGCUGAUGGAGAUCAGAGGAUCUUAGUGUAUGAGUUCAUGGCCAAUGGUUCUCUGGAGGAUCAUCUUCUUGACUUAGCUCCAAAUAAGAAGCCUCUGGAUUGGUGCCAAAGGAUGAAAAUUGCAGAAGGUGCAGCAAGAGGACUCGAGUACUUGCACGAAACAGCGAACCCUCCAGUGAUUUACCGUGAUUUCAAAGCAUCAAACAUACUAUUAGAUGAGGAUUUCAAUCCGAAGCUGUCUGAUUUUGGGCUAGCCAAGCUCGGUCCAACCGGUGACAAGAGCCAUGUAUCCACAAGGGUGAUGGGAACUUAUGGCUAUUGUGCGCCUGAGUAUGCAUUGACGGGUCAGUUGACAACGAAGUCCGAUGUGUACAGCUUUGGAGUAGUGUUUUUGGAGAUAAUCACAGGGAGGAGAGUCAUAGACAAUGCAAGACCAAGUGACGAGCAGAAUUUGGUUACUUGGGCACAACCUCUAUUCAAAGACAAAAGAAAGUUCACAUUAAUGGCUGAUCCAUUGUUGGAAGGCAAAUACCCCAUAAAAGGACUGUACCAAGCUCUUGCAAUCGCUGCAAUGUGUCUCCAAGAGGAAGACAGUGUUCGACCUUUGAUCAGCGACGUGGUAACUGCCCUCGAGUUCUUGUCUACAGGAAGCAAAGAUGAAGAUGAGGAGGAGGGGGAUGCAGAAGAAAAGACGAAAUUGCCCUCGGCCUCGGGUAGAAAUAUAGCUGAAGGUGUUGAAAAGAGUUCACAUGAUGGUGCUAGCGAAAGAGAUUGAUCAGAAACUUAUCAUUUGAUUUUCUGUUUUUCCUUUUGAUGAGAACAUUGUGUAUUCUUGGAGAUCCAAUUGUAACAUAAAAUUUGGAAAAACUGGUUUGCGACGGACACAUAAAA
Messenger RNA from Camellia sinensis, 1471 nucleotides. Its product is annotated as putative serine/threonine-protein kinase PBL23. Gene Ontology annotation, molecular function: ATP binding; protein kinase activity. Gene Ontology annotation, biological process: protein phosphorylation. The record is from RefSeq and is a predicted model, not a curated record. NCBI's taxonomy places the organism in Eukaryota, Viridiplantae, Streptophyta, Magnoliopsida, Ericales, Theaceae.